This is a messenger RNA of Entamoeba dispar SAW760, 318 nucleotides long. RefSeq lists its product as uncharacterized. Lineage: Eukaryota; Evosea; Mastigamoebida; Endamoebidae. The transcript has a single exon. The record is from RefSeq and is a predicted model, not a curated record. Bases 1 to 318 code for a protein of 105 amino acids.
AUGGAAAAUACAACAAGAAACAACAAAUCAAUAAUGAAAUUAGGAUAUAAUGAAAUAAUGAUAACAUCAAUGUACUUUAAUGAUAUUAAAGAUUUUAUUAAUUUAGAAAUAGGAAUUAAAAGAUUUCAAGGAAAUAUUGAACGAUUUCAUUUUAAUCCAAUUCCUUUAAAUGAAUAUUCAAGAAAAUUAUUUACUAAUAUUGAAACAUUUCAUACUUAUAAUGAAAAUGAUGAAAUAUUUAAAGAUGGAAGAUUAUUUAAAUAUGUAAUAUGGUAUGAUAUUAGUUAUUCAUUAUAUUUAAAAGAGAAAGAAGAAUGA